Molecule: messenger RNA, 5370 nt
Organism: Betta splendens (Siamese fighting fish)
Lineage: Eukaryota; Metazoa; Chordata; Actinopteri; Anabantiformes; Osphronemidae
Gene: paqr4a
Product: progestin and adipoQ receptor family member IVa
Exons: 3
Coding region: 760-1686 (308 amino acids)
Cellular component (GO): membrane
Molecular function (GO): signaling receptor activity
Source: RefSeq, a predicted model, not a curated record
GGCGAUGCAGGAGACUUAAGGCCGCUAGGAAAGACUCUGCAUUUGAAGGAAAACAGCCAGCCAGGGAUAAUGGUGGAAGACAGUUGGCUAAAACAGAUGUCAGAUAAGCUGAGUCGAGGCUUUACGGAGCGGGCUGCGCGCGUGCACUCUGCUGUCUUUUUCUCCCGCGGUCACCGGACGUCGGACGCCGACCACUCGACCUGCUAGCCCGCCGUCCACAAUCACGGAUGCCGUCUGUUUUCCAGCGGCAUUACGAAACCGAGCCAGCGCGGACGGAGUCGGCCCCGGCGCACGGCACCUGCUCGCGCCCCUCAAAGUAGCCGCAAAGGUUCGAGCCGCUAGCGCCGCGCCGCCGAUUGGAUCAAGCUAGCAUCAUCCGGACGCGGGCGAACGCGCGUCUCGCCCAGCAUCCAUCCGUCCGCGCGCGCGACGCGGCCAAGUGCCGGAAUGCUAACCAAGGAGGAAGUGUCUCUAACAUGACGAGACGCGCCGCAUCCCGCGGCCGCGCGACCCGUCCAGCUGCCGCCCAGACGUUCUCCCCGUGCCUCGCGUGAUGCCGAGCUCGCGCCAUGUACGUGGCUGGCCGCGUCUGUCUGCAGCCCCGCGGAUGACACGCACACAGGUACCGGCGGUGCACAGCGAUCAGCGGCGGCACAGAUACGCCGUCGCCGGGUAACGUUGACAGACUUGACGCGAGCCUGCUAGCGCCGAGCUAGGCGGCUAACCACACAAUAAAGCCCCCAAACGAACCCGCUACCAAUGGUAUCCCACACGGUGUUAGUCGCGGUGAUCCUGCUCAACGUGUAUAUAGGUGUACAGUCCUUUUUCUACCUAUUCGGCGGCGUCCUCCUGACCGUCCUGUUUGCCAUGGCUUUUCUAAAUGGACCGAGGCUGCUGGACUGGGCGAGCUCACCUCCACAUCUUCAGUUCAACAAAUACGUCCUGACCGGAUACCGGCCGAUCUCCUCGGUGCAGGACUGCAUCAGGAGCCUGUUCUACCUGCACAAUGAGCUGGGGAACAUUUACACUCACGGCAUCCCUUUAGUUUGCUUCCUGGUGCUGCUGCCCCUGAACAUCCCCUGGUCUCAGAUCAGCGUCACCUGGUUGGGCGUGGUGCACUUCCUGGCUUGCCUGUCGCCACAGCUGGGCUCCGUGCUUUACCACCUCUUCAUGAACCACGAGGGAGGGGAGCCGGUCUACCACACCCUCCUCAAGCUGGACGUGUGCGGAAUCUGCAUGAUCAACACGCUGGGGGCGCUGCCCAUUGUCUACAGCACCCUGCUGUGCUACCCGUUCAUCCGCACCGUUGCCCUGUUAGUCUACAUCCUGCUGUCCACCCACGCCAUCUACUGCGCCGUGACGGCUCGGAGCAGCGUUCGCCGGCUGCGCUCCUUCGCCUGGCAGGCGCUGUUCCGCUUCUCCUUCUUCCUGCUGCGCUGGGUGGGCGUGGGCGGCGGCAGCCCCACCUCCCUGCGCCACUUCCUCACCAUGGAUGCGCUGGCCGUGCUGGGCGGGGUCAUCAACAUCACGCGCAUCCCGGAGCGCUUCCGCCCGGGCCUCUUCGACUACUGGUGCAACAGCCACCAGAUCAUGCACGUCCUGGUGGUGGGCUCCAUCCUCUACCUGCACUGGGGCGUGUUGGACGAUCUGCUGUGGAUCAACAGCUACAACUGUCCCUCGGACUGACCCCUUCCCAGCGCCUCCACCCUCCACGACGUGCCAUGGGACAUAUGACUGAGGGACCUCUGGCGGGAGGGGAGGGGGCCUCGUCUCUCGAUGGGGAGAUCGGGUGGAACUAAUGCUGUGAGGUCGGACGACGCGUUGUCUGUGCAUGUGUUCACCUCGUGCUCUCAAGCGCAGAAUGUUCAUAUUUUGGUCCUUUUCAGUACUUUGUGGCAGCGACGACAGAAGUAUGUCAGUAAUACAGUACGCACAAGCAUUGUGACUCUCACCUGCUGCAAACGUGGACGUGCAAUUGUAGAGACAGACGCACAUACACAAUCACACGGGGACCUUUUAAAUGGUUCAAUUAUUCACUCAAAGUGUUAAGGCUCUAGUAAAAGUCAGUGCUUUUACUUAAUAAUAGAAAUGUUACUUGAGCAUCAGUUGAUGUGGUUGGCAGAGACAGUUUGUGCUUCAAUAAUAUCACAUGCUCAAGUCCUCUUAGAUGUCACUGUUGCUACCUAUGCAGCACAUCCAUAUCUGAACUCAUGCACAUCGCCACACACACUCCUGACUCCCUCACACCCAUACUUUUGUACCACACGUACACACCUUGUGUGCUGAGCAGGGCACUCUUGCGUUUCCACAUUCCCCAGCUGAGUUGGCUCCACUGGACCACCUGCUGUGUUGCGUUUUCCCCGUCGCGUUCGUCCUCUUUGUGCGCGUGAGGCUCACAUUUACUGUCACGUGAUGAGAGGAAGGCGACCGUCGGGUGAGGGGGUUCAUUCUUGAGCGUGCCGGCGAGCUGGAGUUUACGUUUUAGGUGACGUGGACCACGCGUUAGGAACAUUCAAGCAGUGUUUGUUCACACCAGAACUUGGUGCCAACGAAAUUCAGGCGUGCGAUAAGAAAGACACGUUUACAGACUUCGUUGCUCUGUGGCAUUAUUGUUCCAGAUGUUACAUCCUGGAUCUUUGUUUAUGUGCAAUUACUUUUUGUGGAAGAUAUGGUUGAAUAACUUUACUUUGAACAAUUGUGUACAUUUGUUUUGUAUAUUUGCACACACGUACAGCAUGUAUGUGUACACACAUACAUUACAGUACAUAUGUAUAUGGGUGCAUUUUAAAACUAUUGUUGUAACAUUAACUUAACAAACUUAAGGGUAAUAUUGAGUUAAAUGCUUUUACACUGUAACUGUUCAGGCACAGGAACCUGCCUGUUGGCACAACUCUCACUAAAUACUGUAAUGCACUGUAUUUAUUCAUAUUUAUUUAUUUAUUUGCUGAUACAGGUCGAACCCGUUGGCUGCAUAAAUGGUUCGUGUUGCUCUGUAGAGCUGCUGCGUGAUAAAUUAAGUCAGAGCUCAGAGAAAGCUUUUUGUUAAGAUUCCAAGGAUUGGCUCUGUUUCCUCCGCGACGACUUUCCAUCUAUUAGCUGCAUGUUGAGUCAGUUCACACUGGGCUGCGAUGUUCUGUUGCGCUUUGACCUUAAAUACUGAUGCUUUUUUGAUGGUCAGAGCCAUAGUUGCCACUUCCUGCGUACAUUUUGUUUGGACGCGCUGCUUUUGCGCUGCUGGAGAAACUUGAGUAGAGUUUAUGGAUAAACUACUUGAUUAAGCCGGUCGAACGAAGCAGGAAUGAACCCCCGUGCCCUCCUGUUGUGUUGUGUUGUGUUGUGUGUGGAUGCUUGCGUUCCGCCCGUUCGUGUCACAACUUGUUCGACUAUCGGUUGAAUCUGGGUGAGGCAGACUUUACUCUCCUGACGACACACAGUCCCAGCCGCCCACCGAGUCGUUGCCAAUCCCCUCAUUUCAUCUUGCCAAAUCGUCAGCGUCUGAGGUGCAGCGCGUCCUUCGCUUCCUGUGCGAAGUCGUGGGUGCGGACGAAUUUCUCGCAGUUCUGGUCACGCACACACACACACGCACACACACACACGCCUCACACUGCGCACCGCUCACCACCCCACCCGCCACCCCGGGUGUCAGCCUCCAGAAACGGUCAGAUAUAGUACGUCUGCUAGUAUCGCUCUGACGCACCUGCUAUCGCUGUUGUAAAGUAAAAAAAAAAGGAAACUAAUGUAUUUUUGGCUAUUGAAUGAAUUAAUGAAAAAAUUGCAUGAAAGUAGCUGUAAACCAUGAACUGAUGUGUCAUAGAAUUAGCUCAUCAUCCAUUGUAGUCAUCAGGCCACUGACUGGAGAGGUGGAAAAAGAGUGUGGGUAGGAAGCGGGGCUCUGAGCUGAUGGGGCUACUUUCAGUAUCACAUGUACUGCACUGUUCAUCCGUCUCAAAAAGGGCUUUGAAUCCAAUGACAUUUUUGAAUCCUAUUUAAAGUCCAUAUACAUAAUGUAAAUACAUGUAGAUUAUGUACACAUACAGCGCAGACGCUCAACCUGGAGUCUGCUUUUUAAAAAUAUAUGUUAUGGAAAGAAAAAAAAACCUUAAUGGGAUUAAUGGUUUGCCAUAUGGAAGCUGCUCUCUUUCUCAGCCAAAGCGAGAAACGGGAGAGGGAAGCAGAUCCUCAGCUUCAGAUGAACUUCUAUAUGUAUGUGAUAUAUGUUGUGACCCAAACUAAGAAUGCUUCUGAACAUUUUAAUGUACGUUUUUUUUUUUUAACCAUGUGGGAAAGACGUUUGUGACCACUGUGGGAAUCUCUGCGGGCAUGUGAAUACCUCGUGACUACCACUGGUUUAUCUAUGCAUUAUCAGCCGGGGGAGAAGCGACAGCGAAGUCGAUUUGUGUUUCGUUGAAGCUGCUCUCUGAUCCGCUGUGACGGAGGGCGUCGCACCAACAUCCUGGGCCUCCCGCUUCUCAGGGUGCCAUAAACGGUAGCUGUAACAUCCGUGCCCCGGCCCCCGCCGCCUGACAUAGCUGCACCGCCGCCACCCGUCUGCCCAGUCUGGUCCCACUAAGAACCCAGUAACGGCCUGGACACGCGGGGAGAGAUGGUGAACGGGACGACGGGAGUUACAGUAGUUGAACCUGGUCGGACAAAUUGGCGUUUGUCGUUUGUGUUCAUGUGAAAUGCAGAAAAAAUACAAGAUGUAUGAAAGCAUCACUAACAAAUCAUUAUUUUUAAUCUAACACAGCUGCCGGAUAGCCUGUUAACAUGUUUCUAAUGGAUUACCUGUGUUGUUAUAUGCUGAUUAUUCUGAUUACUGUUACCCUGUGGAUCCUAACGAUGACACUGGUCCAUGUGUACAGAUAAUGAGACGAGUCCUUUCUUCUAGGGUCAAGGGACCUUUUGUGGAGGGUCUGUCUGUUGUCGUCACGUCAUAUCUGCAACGUCAUGGCAUUUUCAAAGGCGAUGGAGCCGCUGUGGCUCCAUCUCGUGGAGGCGUGUGUGCACUGACGCAGGCAUCACUGUAGCCGCCCUGCAGCCUAAGGAGCCCGAACCGACCGCCGGGUCGCGAUACUGCAGUAGUGGCGUGGUCCUCGUAGGUCCACUCACCUGCGGGAACUCGUGCGAGCCUGAAACCUGUGUGUUGUGCGGUUUCCUUCCUCCUCUUGCACUGACGGGUUGCUGACGGCGUGCCCAGAGUGCCUCAUUGUCCAGUCUGUGCGCUCGCGAAAUGAAUGAACACAGACACACGGUUUGUUACUUUGCUGUAUUUCACGCGUCUGUCGACAUUAGUGUCCUGUGUAACAGACAGGCUCUCACUCCUCAGUCUCCAGCAACGAUUGUGCAAUAAACUGAAGUCUAUAUUUUUAA